GAGAGCGUGCGAGUCCACGGGGCGGGCCGCGCGCGCGGGGAGUGUUUUAGUCCGGACCCCGGCUCAUUGUGCUCGCCUCACGCCGGCCCGAGUUCGCAGCAGCGCUGGAGGCCCCGGGCCUGUGACCACAAAGAGGGAGCCGGGGGCCGGGCGGGAGCGCGGCGGCGGCAGCUGAGGCCCAGGCCAGGCCCCCUCCCCUCAGCCUCCCGCCUGCCCGUCUGCCCCGCCCCCGCCGGCGGCGCCGCGGCCCUCCUCCAACCGCCCGAGUAGCGCGGUGCGGGGGCCGCGCGCGAAGACAUGGGGGAGAAGCUGGAGCUGAGGCUGGAGUCGCUGUUGGGGACCGAGCCCGCCGUCUACCCGUGGCAGCUGCCGGUCUAUAUGGGGAAGUGCCUUAAGUCCCCCACUUCGGAUGACAUCUCCCUGCCUCACAAGUCUCAGUCCGGCUGGGCUAGCUUUGGCAAAGGGACGGAGCUGGAUCAGGAGCCGCUGCUGCCAUAUCUGGAUCAAGUUCCAGUUUUGGUCUAUCAUCCAACACCUAGCCAGACUCGCCUAGCAACACCUGAGAGGAACAAAAUAGGAUAGCUCAAAAGAAUAGGCCUCAUACAGCAUCAGCCUAAAGGAGUUUAUGACCCUGGAAGAAACGGAUCAGAAAAAAGAAUCCGGGGGGCUUCCCUGGUGGUGCACUGGCUAAAGUCUCCGCACUCCCAAUGCAGGGGGCCCGGGUUCGUUCCCUGGUCAUGGAACUAGAUCCCACACGCAUGCCGCAACUAAGAGUUUGCAUGCCAUAACUAAGGAGCCCACCGCCUGCAACUAAGACCCAGCGCAACCAAAAAAAAAAAAAUCAAUCAAUAAAAUAAAACAAAUAUUAUAAAAAAAGAUCCAGGAGUGUGUGAUCUGUAUGAUGGACUUUGUUUAUGAGAACACAAUUUGAUUUCUGCUGUGUAUGCAGGUCACCUGGGUUGUACAGAUGACUGGCUGAUGAGAUCCUUCACAUGCCCCUCCUGCAUGGAGACAGUUGAUGCAGCACUGCUUUUGUCCUACGAGACUAACUGAGCCAGUGUCUCUCACCUGACUUCAAGAGAACCAUCAUUUUUGGUGGUUUUGAUCUUUUGUCGUUGAGCCCAAAGAGCGGGGGAUUAGGAAUUAAGAUCAUGCAUGAAAGUUUCCUAAAAAUUCCUGAACGGCUUCAGAUGUUGGGGAAAAGUAUGUGAUAUUUUAGAAAUUCAGGAGGAAAAGUAGGAUGCUAUUUUUAUGUAAAGCCUUCGCCCAGUGUUUAAAAAU
Messenger RNA from Lagenorhynchus albirostris (white-beaked dolphin), 1281 nucleotides. Its product is annotated as RING finger protein 11-like. NCBI's taxonomy places the organism in Eukaryota, Metazoa, Chordata, Mammalia, Artiodactyla, Delphinidae. The record is from RefSeq and is a predicted model, not a curated record.